This is a messenger RNA of Rhinocladiella mackenziei CBS 650.93, 750 nucleotides long. RefSeq lists its product as uncharacterized. The record is from RefSeq and is a predicted model, not a curated record. Lineage: Eukaryota; Fungi; Ascomycota; Eurotiomycetes; Chaetothyriales; Herpotrichiellaceae. Bases 1 to 750 code for a protein of 249 amino acids. The transcript is spliced from 4 exons. Gene Ontology annotation, molecular function: GTPase activator activity. Gene Ontology annotation, cellular component: cytoplasm; nuclear pore. Gene Ontology annotation, biological process: nucleocytoplasmic transport.
AUGUCGGAUACUACCGAAAUCAAACCAACUCACGCCGCCGACCAACCUGCCGCCAAUUCCUCUUCCGAAGCACCUGCCACUGACGCCAAAUCCACCUCUUACACCGAAGCUGCAAGCAAUGCUACCGGCGGUGCAGCCAGUACCACCACUACGGCCGCAUCAGGUGUGAAGGAUUCUGUCUUCUCCAUGUUCGGAGGUGGGGCCAAGAAAGAGCGAAAAGUCGAUGAGGAUGCAGAUGCAAAGGAUGAACCCAGUGGCAGCUCCAAAGCCAAGAAAGAGGAAGACGAUGACAAAGCCGAUGAGGAAGAAGCUGAUGUCGAAUUCGAACCUGUCGUUCGCCUGACCGAGAAAGUAGAAACUAAGACGAAUGAGGAAUCUGAGGAACAAGUAUUCAAGAUGCGGGCUAAGCUCUUCAAGUUCGACCGGGAGUCAAGAGAAUGGAAAGAAAGAGGCACUGGUGAUGUGCGACUACUUAAACACAAGGAAAACGGAAAAACAAGAUUGGUCAUGCGACGAGACAAGACCCUCAAGGUCUGCGCAAACCACUACGUGACUCCUGAUAUGAAGCUAUCACCAAAUGUUGGCAGUGAUCGCAGUUGGGUUUGGAAUGUUGCCGCCGAUGUCAGCGAGGGCGAGCCUGAAGCGCAGACACUAGCAAUUCGAUUCGGAAACAGCGAGAAUGCCAAUCUCUUCAAAGAAGCAUUUAUCAAAGCGCAACAGGAGAACGAGGCCUUGUUCCAAAAGUCAUAG